Messenger RNA from Eruca vesicaria subsp. sativa (arugula), 770 nucleotides. The record is from the annotation of a GenBank genome assembly. NCBI's taxonomy places the organism in Eukaryota, Viridiplantae, Streptophyta, Magnoliopsida, Brassicales, Brassicaceae.
UAAACUAGAACUAGCUCAAAGAAGCAUCCUAGUCUUUUGUUCAGCUUGAUCUCACUUACUUCUUCACAGAUCCCUCACCAAGAACCAGCUAUGGCGGCCCGAUCAACAGGUACUCACUUGCAAAGCGUGGUACAAAGGUUAAGGACUUACACUACGGCGACUACACCAAAAUCCAAAGCGUAUUCUCCAGCGGCUGAGUUUGGUGGUCAAAAACCAGCAGCAACCACGUCAAAUGCUACAAAAGGUGAUUUCACACCUGUCUACGUCUCCAUAGGGAUGAUUUCACUGUCGGUCUCCUUCGGUCUCUACACAGCGUAUCUUCACCUCCACGAGAAUCCAAGCGUGCGUGUCAACAAGAAGACAAGAGAGACUGUUCCGGAAGUUGAGGAUCCGGAUAGAGUAAUGAAUGAAGCGGAUAGGUUUGCUAAUAGGUCCUGGUUUAGGAAGCUUGCUCACGUUCAGGAGUUUGACAAACAUGACGUCAUUCCUGACCCAAUUAGGAAAGAUCAGUUCGCUCAUAAGCCUCGUGCUGUGACGCUUAAGGACGUUGGCGUUGAUCCGAAGACGACAGCUGCUGCUGCUCACUGAAGUUUGAAUGGUUAUUUAAACAAGUCUUGAAUAAAAACGAUCUAAUGUAAUAAUGUAUCGAGAGUUUUUUGAAGGAGUCUAUUGAUUGUUUGAUUACAUCCUGUUUCGCAUGGAUGUAAUCAAACAACUCGAGUGUACGUUUUUUCUGCUGUGUAACAGUCUGUAUAUAUACCUAAUAAAAC